Merops nubicus (carmine bee-eater) is the source of this 1403-nucleotide messenger RNA. Its product is annotated as F-box-like/WD repeat-containing protein TBL1XR1. The transcript has 4 exons. Gene Ontology annotation, molecular function: transcription corepressor activity; protein binding. The record is from RefSeq and is a predicted model, not a curated record. NCBI's taxonomy places the organism in Eukaryota, Metazoa, Chordata, Aves, Coraciiformes, Meropidae. Gene Ontology annotation, cellular component: histone deacetylase complex. Gene Ontology annotation, biological process: regulation of transcription by RNA polymerase II. Bases 6 to 419 code for a protein of 137 amino acids.
GGAGUAUGAAACAAGACAGUUGUGUCCAUGAUUUACAAGCACACAACAAAGAAAUUUAUACUAUCAAAUGGAGUCCUACAGGACCAGGAACAAAUAAUCCAAAUGCCAAUCUUAUGUUAGCAAGUGCAUCCUUUGAUUCUACUGUCAGGUUAUGGGAUGUAGACAGAGGAAUUUGUAUCCAUACUUUGACAAAGCAUCAAGAACCUGUGUACAGUGUAGCUUUCAGUCCUGAUGGCAGGUACCUGGCCAGUGGCUCCUUUGAUAAAUGUGUACACAUCUGGAAUACACAGACAGGUGCCCUAGUCCACAGUUACCGGGGAACAGGAGGGAUUUUUGAGGUUUGCUGGAAUGCAGCAGGAGACAAAGUUGGAGCCAGUGCUUCAGAUGGUUCAGUUUGUGUAUUAGACCUACGGAAAUAGCGCUACUAGUUGGAAGCCAUGGACCGACUAUGAAUGUGUACAUAGCCAAAAUGACUGUCCCUGACCCACGUACUGCUAUAGUCCCAAUUGAACCAUGGCCAGUCCACUACAGCCAAACGUCAAAGAAAUAUAUACAUAUACUGUAUAUAAAAAAAAAAGGAGGAAAAAAAAAAAUUACACCCUGAAGAGGAUGACAGAGUUUUGUCACAGCUUGUGAAUCCUGUUCACCAAGUGCUGGAAUCUGCUGUGCCCCAAAAUAACAUUUAAAGGUUUUGGAUAUGAAAAACAGAAGAGAGAGCGAGAGAGAGAGAGAAAUAUACCGUAUACAAGAGCAGACCCAUAUACAUACAAAUGCAGAAGAUACUAAUGGCAGCCUUCAUUACCCCUUCCCCCCUUUACAUCCAUUAUGACAAUGGAUUGUGGGGUUGUUUUGUUUUCCUUCUCGGUAGUUGAGCAGUUUGUGUGUACAGAGAAAACGGACUUACAUAAAUCUGCAGCAGUAGUUUUUCCUUUGCUUUUAAACAUUGGGGUUUCUGUUUUGUUUUGGUUAAGUUUACGGAUGCAUGAAGUAAGGGAGUGAAUUAGUUUCUCGUUUUAUAUUUUUUUUCACCUUGGGGAAAAAAAAAAGUUUCUUUGAAACAUCUUUUAAUACAUUCUUUGAAGAGGUAGAUUGAACCUGAUAACAUUUGGUACAUUUUGUGGCUCCCAGAGCACAAUUUUGUAAACGGAGGGAGGGUGGAAAAGGGAUUAUGGAGAGAGAAGAAAAAAAGAAAAUCCUUCUUUGAGGCGUGAUGUUUCAUGUCCUGCUCAUCUCCGAAGUAUGACAGUAAUGGGUAUAAUGCUAUGUUUUAUUUUUCUGGUGACAUGGCUGAAAUGCAGUAGUUUCUUAUUUGGGACGUAAUUCUGCCAAACUUAAGAACAGAAGGGCACAAAAACAGGAAAGAAAAACAGGGAUGCAAAAGGAGAAAAAAAAAAAGAGGAAAA